Onychostoma macrolepis is the source of this 3291-nucleotide messenger RNA. Its product is annotated as gastrula zinc finger protein XlCGF8.2DB-like. Bases 99 to 1109 code for a protein of 336 amino acids. The record is from RefSeq and is a predicted model, not a curated record. NCBI's taxonomy places the organism in Eukaryota, Metazoa, Chordata, Actinopteri, Cypriniformes, Cyprinidae. The transcript has 3 exons.
ACGAACAUGUAACGGACGCCUCGCAGAUACAGACGGGAGUGUCCAGACACACAAAAUCUCCUGGUCAAGCUACUGAGAUCCACGUGGCUCUUGUAAAGAUGGCGUUUAUUAAAGUGGAGAGUGAAGACAUGAAGAUUGAAGAUGCUUUCAGAGUCAAACAAGAAGAAUCUGAGGAAAAACCAGAUCUGAAGGCGCUGAAAGAGGAGAGUGAAAUACUGAUUGAAAUGGAAGAGGAAGAUCAGUGUGAGACAUAUCAUGAUUUCAAAACUGGAGAAAAAUCUGUUAAAUGCCCACAGACUAAAAAAACUUCCUCAAGAAAAAGAAUUCAAAAGACAGGAACUAGAAGUUAUUUAAUCUGCCAACAGUGUGGAAGAAGUUUCACUGAAAAGGGAAGCCUUCAAGUGCACAUGAGAAUUCACAAUGGAGAGACCCCUUUUACCUGCAAACUGUGUGGGAAGAGCUUCUCACAAGAAGGAAAUCGUAAGACUCACAUGAAAAUUCACACUGGAGAGAAGCCUUUCACAUGCCCUCAGUGUGGAAAGAGCUUUAGACAUAAAGUAUCCCUUAAAAACCACAGGAGGGUUCACACUGGAGAGACCCCUUUCACCUGCAAACUGUGUGGGAAGAGCUUUUCACUAGAAGGAAAUCUUAAGACUCAUGUGAAAAUUCACACGGGAGAGAAGCCUUUCAUAUGCCCUCAGUGUGGAAAGUGUUUCAGACAUAAAGUAACCUUUAAUGCCCAUAUGAGAAGUCACACUGGAGAGAGCCCUUUCACCUGCAAACUGUGUGGGAAGAGCUUCUCACUAAAAGGUGGUCUUAAAUAUCACAUGAGAAUUCACACUGAAGAGAAGCCUUUCACCUGUGAUCAGUGUGGGAAGAGCUUUAGACAUAAAGCAUCCCUUAAAAACCACAGGAGAGUUCACACUGGAGAGACCCCUUUCACCUGCAAAGUGUGUAGGAAGAGCUUCUCACAAGAAGGAAAUCUUAAGACUCACAUGAAAAUUCACACUGGAGAGAAGCCUUUCACAUGCCCUAAAUGUGGAAAGAGUUUCAGACAUAAAGUAACCUUUAAAAACCACAUAUGUAUUCACUCAGGAAAGAACUGUUGAAUGUUAAAUGAAGUUCACAGACAGGAAUCACCUUAAAGCGGAUAUAACACACAGUUUCUGCCAAUCUCAUGUUAAUUUUAAGUACCUGUAGAGUAGUAAUGCAUCCUUCGUAUUUCCAAAGUGUCUUCAGUUUUAUUAGAUUUACAGAAGACAGAUAUAGCUUUACGCUUCUCUCUUAAAACAGUCAGGUUCCUGGAGACGUGCCGUGGGCGGAGCUAAAGAGUCACAAGCACAUGAAGCUUCUGCAUAGCGAUUGUCCGUAAGCUGACACACUUGACAUAAAACAGGAACAAAAUUUUUUACUUAAAUUUUAUUUAGGGAUGUACGAUAUAUCGGCAGCCAUAUCGGUACCGAUAAUGAUAAUAUUAAAAACAACAUUUAUCGGCAUAAAUGUUGUUUUUAAUAUUAUCAUUAUCGGUCCGAUAACAAAAUUAGGUUGAUAUCUUAAAGCCAAUAAAUUAUGGAUUAUUUCCGCAGUUUGAGCCACUUCAUGUGCUUGCUGCUGGCUACUAAAGUUUUGAUUGAUGCUUUCUGUGACGUUGCAUGAAGCAAAAGCGCAGUUAGAAGCUUUAUUGCUAGAGAGAAGACAAGAUGUCUGCGGUGUGGAAGUUUUUCAUCAUGAAAAAAGAAGACCUCAGACCUGCAAUUUGCAACAGCUGCAAAAAUGAGGUAAUGCGAGGGGCAGUAGAGCAAAAAACUUCAAUACAACUAAUCUAAUAAGCCAUCUAAAGUUUCACCAUCCUGAAAUUAUAAAGAUUAUCAGACGAAAGUCAUUGCCAAACAAACAGUGUCACCCACUACCAAAGAGCCGGUGCAACAAACACUUGACAAUACAAUAAAAUUUGACAAGGACCAUGCCAAAGCAAAAGCCAUCACAUGCAAAGUUAUUGAAAUGAUUGCAAUUGAUGACCAACCGUUCAGCAUUGUUGAGGAUUUGGGAUUUCGUCAUCUUAUCGAUUUAUUGAACUGCACUACUCCCUCCCUAGCCAGUGGCACUUUGCUGACAUUUCGUUCCCCGCUCUAUACAAUGAAGUGGCAACUCAUGCUUUUGGGCAAAAAUGUGACUGAUAUAAGUUUUACUACUGACAUACGGAGCUCCGACUUAAGUCCAGUGAGUAUGUUGAGCCUUACUGCUCAGUGGAUUGAAGAAAACUUUGAGAUGAGGAGAGUAAUGCUUCAAGCACAAGAAUGCCCAGGCUCUCACACGCUGCUAUAGCGUGGGCACUCGAGAGCAUGUUAGCUCAGUGGAACAUAACAAAAAAUAUGGUACGUUGUGCUGCAAGAUAAUUGCCGAAAUAUGGUUAAAGCCACAAUCUUAGCUGAAUGGCUCAUACCCUCCAGUUAGCCAUGCACGAAGGAGUCCUGAGCCAGCGCAGCAUUUUCAACUGUAUGGCGAUAGGGAGAAAGAUAGUCGGGCACUUCAAACAUUCUCACCUUGCCAUGUCCCGACUUGGAGAGAUACAGACACAGCUAGGACUGUCAAAAAAGAUUCUACAACAAGACACUCAGACACGUUGGAACAGUAUGUUUUAUAUGAUGUCAAGUUUGUUAGUGCGAGCACUUGUUGCAUAUGGGGCAGAAUAUGAGCUUCCCACCUUUUUUUUUUUUUCAGCACAUACUAGUGGGGCCUUAUUGAAAAUGCAGUAACACUGCUUGCGCCUUUUGAAGAACUGACGAGACAAAUAAGUUCACACAUAGCGACUGCUUCAGACGUGAUUGCCUUUGUUGAGGCUCUGAAACGUUUACUGAACAAAAGUCUUAGUACAGAUAGCAGGUUGAAGAUAACAAAAGCUACUCUGCUGCAGAUUGUGAAGCACUGGUUUAACGGCAUAUACACCAAGCCUUUGUACUUCUUGGCAACGAUCUUUGUAACCAAGGUGCUGCUGAACCAACUGAACAAGAUGACAGCACCUGAAAACAGCAUGGAGAAAGAGAGAAAUAGGGCUGUGACGGUCGCUGUGACAACCGCAUCACCGCUGUGGUUGGUUGUAGAGGCUGACAUUUUUUCGGGAAUCCCAUGGGUCACGGGAAUCCCGCGGGAUGGGAAACAAAAUCGCUACGAAUCACGUGAUUGGGACGGGACAGGAAAAAAUGUCAUAGGGAGUGGGCAGGACUGGGAAUAGUAAUGUUACCCAACUUUAUACAUAAAUAUACCUUUUAUAUAAAUAAACUAUAAACUGUA